Phaeodactylum tricornutum CCAP 1055/1 is the source of this 396-nucleotide messenger RNA. RefSeq lists its product with no specific name. Bases 1 to 396 code for a protein of 131 amino acids. The transcript has a single exon. NCBI's taxonomy places the organism in Eukaryota, Bacillariophyta, Bacillariophyceae, Surirellales, Neidiaceae. The record is from RefSeq and is a predicted model, not a curated record.
AUGAAGUCACUGUCUCUGCUGUGGACUGUCGUCGUCUUUGCGGCUGUGGCUACGGCGUGGGUCACGGGUGUACAGGCCUGGGCCCCACCGCCAUCGAGUUUCCGGGCGCCGCCCGACACGGUAGACCCACUGCAAUCUCGCCGUGUCUUUGGCAGUGUUCUAGCGUUGGCGUGGACCAUACCUACCACCGCUGCUGCUAAAGAUGUCGACUCUUCGGUCAAGGGCACCAAGAAAGAUCCCACAUACGAGGCAUGUUUGAGCAAGUGUGUCUACGAAUGCACCAAACCCAAAGGCACGGAACAGAAAUCGAGAGCCGUGUGCUUGCCCGAAUGCAAACAAACUUGCGCUACCAACAAGGAACAACUCAUGCUCGGACAGCCACUCAAAAAGGAAUAG